This is a messenger RNA of Arabidopsis arenosa, 1413 nucleotides long. Lineage: Eukaryota; Viridiplantae; Streptophyta; Magnoliopsida; Brassicales; Brassicaceae. The record is from the annotation of a GenBank genome assembly.
AGGGUUUGUGAUUUCGUUUCAACUAAGGUAGCUCACCGGCGCCGCCAGGCAGCUCCGGAGGGCAGAGAUGAGUAAGACGGAAGGAUCUACGGAUCUCUCUGGCACACAGGAGGUGGGUUCAUGGGUUUCGGUGGUUCAAAACAAGCAAACUCUCAAAAAAUACGAUCUAAACAUUUCAACUUCGGAGGGGCAAAGUUCCGUGGAGAUUCCUGAUGAGGUUUUUGAAAACGUUACACCGCUCUGGGAGGAUUUUCUGAUAGGGAAGUUCCUAGAUACGGCACCACAUGUGGCUAAGGUUCAUGUCAUCGUUAACAAAAUUUGGAAACAGGGGUUCGAUGCGCAAAAAAUUGACGUGUACGAAGUCAAUUCCACAACUCUGAGAUUCCGGGAUAGCAAUCCUUUGAUUCGUGCAAGGGUUCUCAAAAGAGGAAUGUGGAAUAUUGCUGAGGUACCAAUGGUGGUCACUAAGUGGACUCCUAAUGCGGAGAAGGAGCAACAGGAGGAGAAAUCUGUUCCACUAUGGUUUUUUUUUAAAAAUGUUCCGAUGAAUAUGUAUUCUUGGGAGGGAUUGAGUUUCAUUACAAGCGCAGCAGGUCAUCCGGUGCGUCUACACCCAGAAACAGCUGCGUGCUCACGUUUUGAUGUUGCAAAAAAUUUUGUCAACGCUGAUCUGUCCAAAGAAUUACCAAAAAAGAUCAAAUUCACAAAGAAUGGCAAGGAAUUUUGGGUGGAUUUUGUCUAUCCUUGGUUGCCUCCGAGGUGUUCUAUCUGUGAAAAAUGGGGACAUCUUGAUUCAAGAUGUGUUGCCAAUAAAAAAUAUUCAGCCGUAGGUUCUGAAAUGAAGUGGGUGGAGAAAUCUAAAGUUACUAAAGAUGCAGUGGUACAGACUAGUACGCUGGAAACAGUUACCACUUCAGACAAAGUAAAUGAAAAGGCACCGGAGACUGACCAGACAAGUUCAGAAAAGAUGGAUGAUGUAGGAGAGUGGUCACAGGUAUCUCUUUCAAAAACAAGUCGCAGCCCGAGUAAAGCAGUAACAGAGGCGCCAAUUCUUGUUUCAGCAUCAAAAUUUUCUGUCCUCUGUACUGAAGAGGAGGAGGAGGGAGAACUUCAAGAAACAGAGGAAAAGAAUGAUGAUGAUGAUGAUGAGGAUGGUGCUAAGGUAGAAGAUGGACAAGCUACAGCUCAUAGUGAAUCUCAAGAGACAAAGGCAAAUGAUGAGGAAAUGGUAGGGGGGAAACCACCUGUCACGCGUAACACCUCAAAGAAGAUGAAGACUAUUUCGGAGACCUCAAACCAGGUAACUAAGGACGUUGUUCCAGUGGUUGCGGGAAGGAGGUCCAACCGAAAAGCCCUCUAAAUGUCGAGUUUUUCAUGGAAUGUGCGCGGAUUUAAUAAAACUACUAAACAUUC